Molecule: messenger RNA, 1258 nt
Organism: Daldinia vernicosa
Lineage: Eukaryota; Fungi; Ascomycota; Sordariomycetes; Xylariales; Hypoxylaceae
Product: NAD(P)-binding protein
Exons: 4
Coding region: 331-1032 (233 amino acids)
Source: RefSeq, a predicted model, not a curated record
UAGGCGUCAACUUGCUAGGCAUAUUAGAAAGGAACCCUCAAGAUAUGGUUAGGAUAAGAAGCGUCUGUUUUCGCAAACCUGAUAUAAAAAUACGGAAUGCCGAACGGUCGCGGAGUAAUUGAUCAUCCAAUCCCCGAUUAAAGAGGAUCAUCGGCCGAGAAUAUUGAGUGCGCUACGGUAUGCAGCUGACAAGUAAGCACACGAUAUUCGUAAUACAGAGGUAUUUAACAAAGCUCUAUGGCAAGUGAUUUAUGCUAUGAAUACAUUACUUCAUCUUGAAUUAUACCUAUUCUCCAAUAGCACAACCUACCCAAUCUACAAGCCAUAACAAUGAAAUUGAUUAUUUCGGGAGCCACAGGCUUCGUAGCCAAUGAAAUAAUACGACAGAGUUUAAGCAGGACCGAGAUUACAUCUAUUGUGGCCUUGGCUCGCAAGCCGGUAUCAGUUCCCGAAAAGCUUCUACCCAACGCAAACCCUUCCAAGCUUAAAAGUGUCGUGAUAAGAGAUUACGAUCAUUAUCCUGGAGAGGUCAAAACCGAAUUUGCUGGGGCCGCAGCCUGCAUAUGGACGGUCGCCAUCACGCCGUCAAAAUCAAAGAUGUACGAUUUUGAGGAAGUCAAGCACAUCUGCCAGACAUCUACAAUCACAGGUUUUAAGGCAAUACAUGAGUCUGGCGUCUCAAAGCCAUUUCGAUUCCUUUAUAUGAGCGGUGCAGCAGCAGAACGCGACCCGGAAAAGGCCGUACGGUUUCAGCCACAGUAUUCAUACAUGCGGGGAGAGACUGAAAACCAAGUUCUUGCAUUGGCAGCUGAGCUCGAUGGAGUUGAAGCCAGUGUCGCAAAACCAGGCUAUAUCACUGCACCGGGCGAGAUUAUGAAGUCUAUUGCCGGCACUAUGAUACAACUUGUUGCUGGUAUCCCUAGCAUCAGUGUCGUAGACCUUACGACAGCUAUGCUAGAUCAGGUCAUAAAUGGGUUUGAGAAAGAUCCGUUGAUGCCCGAGGAUCUGAUCAGGAUUGCCAAGGCACAUUAGCAAGUUUCCGAAUAAUAGUGAACUUGGGGAUAUAAGUUCAAUGCGAGGUGUUAGUGAGAUUACCACGUACUCUUCUAUUACGGGGGGAAUAUUAGGAAUAAUAGAUAGGAGAGACAGAUCUGAGAUUCGUUGCCACCCCCUUUCUUUAACAAUAAGGGCCUAGACAUCUAGGAGUAUUACACACCACUACCCACUGUAUAAGGUGGUUCUUUAACUUGGAAUGCAC